ACUUGGCUUCCAAUUGGAACGCUAACCCUGUACAACUUCCUCACUUUCUGGGUACAGACUUGUAAAUAAGACAGGUAGAAAAGGCGAUGUUUUUGGAAAUAAACUUGUGUUUCGCGGUUAAACUGGAGUAAACACGACACCAUGAGCUGGAUUCCAUUUAAGAUCGGGCAACCGAAGAAACAGAUCGUUUCGAAGACGGUUGAAAGAGACUUCGAGCGGGAAUAUGAGAAGCUCCAGAAGUUGGAAGACCAAACGAAGAAGCUGCAUAAGGACAUGAAGAAAAGCACAGAGGCUGAUAUAGCGAUGUCUAAAGCGGCCGUGAAGAUCGCUGGGGACUUGCUGAGUAACCCGCUGUGCGAGCUGGACCAAGCCUUCCUGGAGUCUAUGAUGGCUCUGGAUACAGCCAUGAAACGAAUGGAGGCAUUCAACCAAGAGAAGGUCAAUCAGAUUCAGAAGACCGUGAUCGAUCCUCUAAAAAAGUACAGCAGUGUGUUCCCUAGUCUCAACAUGGCAGUGAAGCGGCGAGAGCAGGCCUUGCAGGAUUAUAAGAGACUGCAGGCUAAAGUGGAGAAAUAUGAGGAGAAGGAGAAGACUGGACCCAUCAUGGUCAAACUUCAUCAGGCAAGGGAAGAGUUGAGGCCGGUCAGGGAAGAUUUCGAAGCCAAGAAUAAGCAACUGUUGGAAGAGAUGCCCAAAUUUUACAACAGUCGAAUCGACUACUUUCAGCCGAGCUUCGAGGCGCUUAUCCGAGCCCAGGUGGUGUACUUCACGGAGAUGCACAAGAUCUUUAGCGACCUGACGGAUCAGAUCGAUCAAGUCGGCCUGACGGACCAAGAGCGAGAACAGCAGAACGAGGUUAAGCUCAACGAACUGCGCGCUCUGUCUAUCGUAGCAGAUGACUGAAGAAAAAGCAGUGGAAGAACCUGACCGAAGACUCGCAUUCAGUUCCGUUUAAACAGCGUGUCACGUGGAAGUCGCUGAAAAGGCAUGAGCUGCAAUCUUUUGUUUCUGCAAUAAGGUGAAUAUUGUUGGAUAAAAACAAAGCUGUUUUACCUCAUCUAAAGAGUGUGAGAUUAUGAUGACAUUGUUUUCAUGCUCAAAAGUGUUAUGAAGCCUUUGUAGGUUAUUUGGCAUCGUCAGUUUCAUUCUUGCAGUCAGGUACGACGGGGGGCAAGCAGGUAAGCAUUUUAUACUCCUGUCUAUGUAUGCUUGGUGCUAAGAUCAGACUAAAGAGCAUCUCUAACUCGAUCGGGAGAAAGGAUCUGGCAACGCAGGCUCAGAAUAUACACUAUACACACUAAACAUUUUACAUAAACACCAAUCAGCCAUAACAUUAAAACCACUGACGGGUGAAGAGAAUAAAAUCUCUCGUUACAGGGGCACAUGUCAAACGGUGGGAUAUAUUAGGCAGCAAGUGUAUAUUAGUAUAUAUUAGUCAGUUCGCAAGGUUGAUGUGAUGGAAGGAGGAAAAAUGGGUAAGCGUACGGAUCUGAGCGACUCUGACAAGGGCCAAAUUGUCGACCGGGUCAGAACUUCUCCAAAACGGCAGGUCUUGUGAGGUGUUCCUGGUAUGCACUGGUUAGUACCCAUCUAUAAAGUGCUCCAAGGAAGGAGAACCGGUGAACUUUCGACAGGGUCAUGGGCGCCCAAGGAUCAUUGAUGCGUUGUGGGAGCGAAGGCUACCCGUCUGGUCCGAUCCCACAGAAGAUCUACUGUAGCACAAACCGCUGAAAAGGUUAUCGCUUGUUAUGACAGAAAGAUGUCAGAACGCACAGUGCAUCACAGCUUGUUGCGUAACCACAGUCUAGUAAAUCUAAAUAUGAAAAAAGUGACGUAUUUGAAGCAUUUCAUCCCCAACACAAAACAUUUUCAUGAAAACAUAACACCGGACAUGAUGUAAGGAAUAAAACACUUUGUGCUGUUGUAAGAAAAGUAAUCAAUGAUGAGUUGGUAUGAUGCGCCGCAACAUGAUUCAGAGUUACUGUUCCAACCCCACAGCACGUCUACACCUCCUGGCAAAGAAUGAUGGAAUCACCUUGUAAUUUGCAUUUCGAAAACAAACACCAGCACAAGUCUAAAAAUGCAAAUGAGUCUGCAGUUAAAAGAGAGUGCUUACACACCGUAACCUUGGAUUUUUUUAAAUAUUUUUUUAAAGGAAGCAUGUCGCCUACAACAGAGUUGUCAAUUGAAAAAAUGGAAAGGAUUACAAAACUCCUUCAAGAAGGUAGAAGCCGAAGUGUUCAGCUGUCAUAUCUGUGCUUUGGUGUAUUUGCUACGAAGUAAAAAAAUAAAAAAAUAAAUCCAGGUGUGGUGAUUCCAUCAUUUUUAUUCUUUUUAUACUGCAGCAAUUCUAAAUUUAUCCAUUUGUAGUAGCAUUUCAUAUAGUGGAGCCUCACUGAAACAAGUUCCUGUUAUCACUUACAUUACAGCAGCUAUAAAUCGUCACUCCCUCACAAGUCUCUCUCUCUAAGGCAAAAAACACAGCUUUAAGCAUAAAGUCCUAGUGUCCUGAAGACAUGCAAAAAUACCCUUACCUCUGACUGUUACAAAGCACUGACACUGGAGACUCCUUCCUUAAAUGUUACAUAAAUGUCUCCUCACAAACACUCCCCAUAUUCAGUUAUACACUUUUUUUUUUUUUUAAAUCAACUCAUGUGGAGCUUCCACUGCACAAAUCUCAGUGUAAGUUAUUACUAUAUAAUUAAAAUGAUCGUAUUAAUACUGUAUAAAAUCCUGUGCUUUGAUGAUCUAGAAAAUGAAUCAACACCUUCUGACCAAUCAGAAUCCAGAUGUAUGUAUGAACCCUCGUUAUCCCAGAAAGUCAGCGGCUAUCUUGACUAGAAUGCAUCAUCUUUAUUCAUCUGCUUGGUAAGGGACGACAAAUAUAAAACACAGCACAUCUCUACCGUAGGUGGAAUUAGUGGAAUAUUUCAUAAUCUGCAGGUUUCAUUCUCAAUAUGUACAGCUCA
This is a messenger RNA of Ictalurus furcatus (blue catfish), 2969 nucleotides long. It is a transcript of the gene bin3, whose product is annotated as bridging integrator 3. Gene Ontology annotation, biological process: actin cortical patch localization; plasma membrane tubulation; endocytosis. Gene Ontology annotation, molecular function: protein binding; lipid binding. The record is from RefSeq and is a predicted model, not a curated record. Gene Ontology annotation, cellular component: cytoplasm; actin cortical patch. Lineage: Eukaryota; Metazoa; Chordata; Actinopteri; Siluriformes; Ictaluridae. The coding region runs from base 142 to 903 and encodes 253 amino acids. The transcript is spliced from 10 exons.